GUUGCCACGAGAGACUAUAGUGCUGCAACAAGAGACAAGACACGUCUUGGAUCACAAAUAGGAUCAGUGCGCAUGCUCCGUCUGUUCCGUUUACUGUAUAUUCACUGUGGUAAAAGGGCAGGCAGGCAACAAACCAAGCUUUUUACAGAAAAGUGKCUUCUACAAUGUAAAUACGCUCCAGGGAAACCAAAAGGAAUAUCAACAGGUAUUUUUAGGUGUGAUGAGACAAAAGAACAAAGGAUGCCGUAGAAGAGAGGCUGCUUACAAGCCGGGAAUCUGCUUCAAAGCACAACAAAUGGAUCUAUCGCCUCCCCCUGCCGCCUCUAGAUAAUGAUACUUGGCUGAAGCUACUACAUCUUUAUGAUCCCUCCUCCAUCUAUGGCGAACUAUAGCCAUGCAGGGGACCACAACAUCUUGCAGAAUGUCUCUCCUCUCGCCACGUUUCUYAAACUGACRUCCCUGGGUUUUAUCAUUGGAGUCGGCGUCGUUGGCAACCUCCUGAUCUCCAUCCUACUGGUCAAAGACAAGAGCCUGCACCGUGCACCGUACUACUUCCUGCUGGACCUGUGCGCCUCGGACAUYCUGCGCUCYGCCAUCUGCUUCCCCUUYGUYUUCACCUCYGUCAAGAAUGGUUCCACCUGGACGUACGGCACSCUUACCUGCAAAGUGAUAGCCUUCCUGGGGGUGCUGUCCUGCUUUCACACAGCGUUCAUGCUCUUCUGUGUGAGUGUGACACGCUACCUGGCCAUAGCCCACCACCGCUUCUACACCAAGAGGCUCACCUUCUGGACGUGUCUGGCAGUUAUCUGCAUGGUGUGGACGUUGUCGGUGGCCAUGGCCUUUCCCCCGGUGCUGGACGUGGGGACGUACUCCUUCAUAAGGGAGGAGGACCAGUGUASGUUCCAGCACCGCUCGUUCAGAGCCAACGACUCCCUGGGCUUCAUGCUGCUCCUCGCCCUGAUCCUUCUGGCCACCCAGCUUGUCUACCUCAAGCUAAUCUUCUUCGUCCAUGACCGACGGAAGAUGAAACCGGUCCAGUUCGUGCCUGCCGUCAGCCAGAACUGGACCUUCCAUGGCCCCGGGGCCAGCGGCCAAGCAGCGGCUAACUGGCUGGCGGGGUUCGGCAGGGGCCCCACCCCGCCCACMCUGCUGGGGAUCAGGCAGAACAGCAAUGCAGUGGGCCGGCGACGCCUGCUGGUGCUGGACGAGUUUAAGACUGAAAAGAGGAUAAGUAGGAUGUWCUUCAUCAUGACCUUCUUCUUUCUCACGCUCUGGGGCCCCUACCUAGUGGCCUGCUAUUGGAGGGUGUUUGCCAGGGGCCCCGYGGUACCAGGGGGGUACCUGACCGCGGCGGUGUGGAUGAGCUUCGCCCAGGCGGGAGUCAACCCCUUUAUCUGCAUCUUCUCCAACAGGGAGCUCCGGCGCUGCUUCAGCACCACUCUCCUUUACUGCAGAAAAUCCAGGUUACCUAGGGAACCUUACUGCGUUAUAUGAAGGCUUGGGUUGUUUUUUUCCUUCCACUCCUCCACUGAUUGACAUCAAUUUGGGUUUUGUCCCAUUGUACAGCUCUCUUUCUCUUCAUCCUCCUGUUCCUCCUCCCCUCUCUUCUGAGGCAGAAGUUGGACUGUCAAUCACUCCCUUGGUUCUGUGAUUGAACAUCAUACAUGGAGGUUGAAGGGAAUGAAAUAAGCAGGUAGCUGAGAACCCUUCCUAUGUUUAUGUUCUAGUAAACAACUGCUGUGGAAGGUAAUUUAGAAGCAGAGAAGAAAAAAAAAAAUUGGUGAAACUA
Messenger RNA from Salvelinus sp. IW2-2015, 1789 nucleotides. Its product is annotated as probable G protein-coupled receptor 85. Gene Ontology annotation, cellular component: plasma membrane. Gene Ontology annotation, molecular function: G protein-coupled receptor activity. Gene Ontology annotation, biological process: G protein-coupled receptor signaling pathway. Lineage: Eukaryota; Metazoa; Chordata; Actinopteri; Salmoniformes; Salmonidae. The record is from RefSeq and is a predicted model, not a curated record.